This is a messenger RNA of Leishmania mexicana MHOM/GT/2001/U1103, 7251 nucleotides long. RefSeq lists its product as hypothetical. The record is from RefSeq and is a predicted model, not a curated record. The coding region runs from base 1 to 7251 and encodes 2416 amino acids. The transcript has a single exon. NCBI's taxonomy places the organism in Eukaryota, Euglenozoa, Kinetoplastea, Trypanosomatida, Trypanosomatidae.
AUGGAGGAUGAAGCCGCGGCCGAGACUACCUCGAUCGAUUUCUCCUUAGUCUUGUCGAAUGGCAGCGGUGAUGCGGCUGGUGGCAGCCGCACGGAGUCGCCGCCGCGCGACAAGAAGGGGAUUAUGCGAGCCGGCCGUGGUGAUGUGCACCACCCGAUGCCCGCCAUACCAGUACCGAAGCCGACACGGCCGCAACCGCCCACCUCGUCGACCUCGUUCGGAGAUGAGGCGUCCGACGGCGGUGCAUCAUCACCGGUCGCCUCUCCUGCCUCGGCGCACGUGGAAACGUCUCUCACGUCUUUUCAGGCGAUUCACCCGGCAGCGCUGCCGUGCACGGGACAACUCGCCCGCCCCUCCUUGAAGAGGGACGCGAGCCUUGACUUCAUGCGAGCCAUACAGCGGUUCGACUCGGAGGACUUCCCGGAACCGCAGAGUCGCAGCACCGACAGCCGGGGCCACGACGGCGACAGCGAUGACAACGGUAACGGCGCCAGUGCCAAGCGACAGUCUCAGCAAGGUGCCGCAGGUGAUGAUGCCGUCAACGGGGACGAACGGACGACUCAGGCGCGGGCGCAGUCACCGUCGCCAACGGCCCCAUCUCGGCAGCUGCUUGUGUCGCCUCAGCAGCCGACCACCUCCACCCUCAUCGCCACCACCGCCGACGAGACUAUAAACUUCGAGGAAGAGAAGAAUGAUGACGCGGAUGAUAAGAUGGCGGCACCGGUGGCUGCUGCCCCGCCGCCAUCCCGUGCGAGUGCCGUCGGACAAACGGCACCUCCCCCACCCCAAGAGCAGCACCAGCGUCCUGGCACGGCGCUGGCGCCCUCCACGAAGCCGAGAGCCACUGCACACGAGUCACCGCCGCCGCUGUCAUCACCGACGACCGGCACAACGCCUGUGACGGACAUAUCCGGAUGGAAACCGCAGACCCCGACGUCGCCACCCCCGCAACAGGCAAAGAAUGAGCAGCGGCAGUUCUCUCCUUCGUCGCCGCGCAAUACCAGCCCUAGCUGCACCGUCUCCGCGGCCACGGCAGCGACGACCACGGGCGCAGUCGACAUUGGCGGCGCAGCGCUGCCCACGGCAUCGCUGGCGAGCCUCGGGCCCUCUGCCUUUCCCGAUGCGGACCCGCCGCACCUGAGGGUGCUGUCCAGCAGCAUGCAGAACGAUGACGACCCGAUGUACUGCACCGUGAGCGAGAUCUCGAUGGCGAAUCCGGUGACGCCGCGCGGCGGCACCUCGCUGCCACUCUUGGGUAUCAACACUAACUUCCAGCAUGCCCGUGCCGCUUCUGGGGGAAGCCUGUACCUCUCCCCUGCCCGCCAUUCUUUUCGCCCAGCCGCGGCAGGUCACCGAGUGCAGUCGUCAGACUUCUCGCUCGAUGAGUCCAACGCGCUCCUGACGCUGAACACGCCUCGCAAGAUCGUGAAGUCGGCGACAGCGGCACCAAAGGAAUCGACAUACUUUCGAGACGAAACCUUUGAGGACGACGCCGAGCUGGCGUCGACGUCGACGCCAGCUCAAAGUAUGCUGGACCUGCAUGGCAAGCCCCUGUCCAGUUUCGUCCAGCCGACUCUGGUGAAGCGAACAGCCGAUGGUCGCACGACCGCGGGCGGCGGUCGGCUCUCUCAACCAGCGUCACCACGGCAGCUGCAGCACCUCUCUGCCCCGCCGGCAAUCAAUGCAGAGCUCAAGCACCACGCAGGGCGUGAGGAGGGGGAGGAUGAGAGGGAGCCCACACUCAGACCGUCGAGCACUCCGUUGCCGCGGGAGACUCGGGUCGGGGGCGAAGGCGCUCCUCGUAGGCGCGGGAGCGCGUCCUCGAUCUUCAAGUCCUUCCCAUCCAAAGCCAUCUGCGGCUGCAGCAGGAACUCCGUAGCAGCCAAGUCGGGCGUCGACGAGCACGGCAAGGGCGGUGGCGAGGGUCACGAUGUCAAGACGAGCGCACGCAGCACCAGCUCCACCCAAUCCACCCAAACCAGCCUCGCCUCCGGUCUGUCGCGGCUGUCCUCCAUGUUCAGGCGGCUGGUCAGCGGGGCCGCACACGGGAGCAUAGAUACGAAAACACCGCGACAGACUCGCCAGCACGAGGACGAGGCCGCCACAGCCACUGCCGUCGAGGCAUCGCUGCAGAUGGCGGCGCUGGGGAGCACGAUGCAGAAAACGGACAGCAGUACCAACCUCCGCUUCGUUGACAUGCAGGCCGGACGCAAGCAGGGGCAGCCACAGCCGGCCGUCACCCCCGCAGCGGCCUCAGCAACCGCGGUCAAGCCAAGGCGCGUGACGCCGACACGCGAGAUAACGAGCUCGUGGCACAGCGACCCCACCAACUCCCCCACGGACGAAGAGGAGGAUCGAGGGCGUGGCGAUGGCGUAGUGGGGGCGGCGUCACUGAUACCCCCAGCCGCAGCAGCGCCAGCAAUACCUGUAGAGUGCGCGGGUGACAGUGCUGAGGAGAGUAAGGGGCGGCGCAAGAGGAAGGACGCGGAAGCGCAGGAUGGCACCUCGUCGUCGGCAUCGGCAGCAGGAGGCGAUGAUCGGCGCAGCAGCGGCAGCGGCGGUGCCGAUGACGUCAAUACCUACUCCACGUCUACGCCCUUGGCGUCCGCGUCUGCCGCUGGCAAGCCUCUUCGCCGGCGGAGGGAAAGAAAGGGACGGAACGGACCACGGCGGCAUCGGCACCGCCGCGAGGGGCAAGAGCAAGCGAAUGAACAGGUCAACAGUGUGGCGAAAGUUCUCCAGGGCUGCCCGUCCUCCCCGACACCGCCACCGAAGUCGAAGUCCUCCGACAGAUCCGCAAGCAGCGACGGCGAAUCGCCGCGCACCUUCCAACGCCCCUACGAGGGUGCUCGGCGGCAGCAUGCCACCAACGACAACUCCAACCGAGGCCAUCCCGCCGACGCGGUGCCGCCGCCGCCGCAGUCGCGGAUAGCCUCUGCCGCUAUUCUCGCAGCGCGACGUCGCGAGCUGCGCGCCACGUCGCGCGUCAGCUCCUCAGUGAAUCACUUCGCUGUGUCGUGGCGCACGCGUCAAGCGACAAGGCAUCGGGAGGAGCUGCUGCGCCAUGCCGGUCAAGCACGCAUUGCCCGGCCACAGAAACGCGAUGCAGAGCGGGAGAGCGAGUCCGAGAAGGCGGCAGCUGUGGCGGCGUCGCCUCAUGCGCCUCGAUCGAAGCUGUGGGCCAGCUCGGCGCGGUCCGCGGUGGAGUCGCGUCAGAGUGGCACGGCACCGUUCCCGCCACAGCAGCUCACCCCCGGUCGGCUGGAGCAGUACGAGGCAGCCCUAACGCGCGACAUUCUCGAGUUGGACGCCAUUGUAGAGAAGCGACGACGACGUGAGCUGUGGGUGGAGGCGAACCCGGAGGCAGCAGCAGCAGCGGCGGCGGCAGAGGCAGAGGCAGAGGCAGAGGCGGUGACAGAGGCUGUGGCAACGCCGUCACGCCGGCCAUUGCGCGGCGCUGCUCAGCCCCGCACGAUGGCGACCCCCGCUCUCACGGCUGGGCCGCUGCCAUCUCGCGUGGACACCGCCACCGCUCUCACUGCCUCGACCCCGACCCACAUGAGAAGGUCAAGUGCAGCCAACACUCGCGCCAAGCACCGCUACAACGGCCCGACAGCCUCAGGCUGUCUCAACCAUCCCAACGACGACGGGGGUCGUAAGGCCAAUGAAGUGGAGUCUGCGGCGGCGGAUGGACGCGGCGGCAGGGACGGCUCUGCGCCUUUCUUUCGCGUCCGCACAGCGGACGGCGUGUGUCAGCGGCCGCAGCAGUGGCCCAGUGCGAGCGCCUCCUAUACCGCCCACACCUCUAACGCGGCCAGGGUGUUGGCCGCAGCGCGGAGGCCGGCGGCGGCGGAUAGCGGCAACGACGACGCCGAAGCCGAUCCGCAGCACUCGAGCUCGACGCGGCUGCCAGGCGAUGCAAUACGCCUCACCAUGGUGGCACUGCAGCGCAGGUAUGAGCAGCUACUCGACGAUCUCGUGGCACGGCCAGCACCGCAUCCCCCUGCAACGUCCGAGAGCGACGAAGGUGGCAACGCCACGGAUGACGAGGUGUUCAUGAAGGCGUACUCGCGGCACAACUACAGCCCGCGUCGGCAUCCGUGCCCUCAUCCGCACCUCAGCCAAGAGCAAGACAAGGGAGAACGCCAUCGCCGGGUCGCGUCCUCGUUCUCUACGCGAAGGGGGCGGUCUGCGCCGGCACCGACGCAGGUCGAUGCACUAAUGGAGGCGGAGGUGGCGCGCUGUGCCGCGGCACUGCGGGCCGAGUACUACCAACCACCGCAACGUCAACAAAACCAGCAGCAGGAGCCGUCGAAGACCACGGAGCGGGUGCCUCUGCCUCCUGCAGCGCAUGAGGCGGGUGCUGACACCGUCCCGAUGGCGCAUGUGGCAGCCUCGUACGCGCAGGCGCUGCGACCGUCGUGCGCCGCCUGCCUUCCGCAACAGCUAAGCGAGUACAUCACCUUGGGGCUGCUCUCGAUGAUGCACGGGGGUGCCGACGAGUGUGUGGACACGGCUUCUGUUGCUGCGACUGAGAAGGCGGCCAAUCUGCGGCAAGCUCACGCGCGGCCAGUCACGACGCCCACGCUCGUGCAGCGGCGUAUACACGACGACCUCUACGCCGCUCCUCGGCGUUGUUCACGUCGCCGGAUGAUGCAGGCAGACGGAGAGCAGAAUGCCACCCCCUCCGACGGGAACACCUCCGCUGCUCCGCCGAUCACGUCGGCCUCGGUCUCGUGCGGUGCUGCUCUGUCGUCGAUGCACGCGCAGAGCGCGGACGCGGCCGCGGCGGACCGCGACGUCGGCUUCUCGCCAGAAGCUAGAAUGGCGCCCCUGCCCCCAGCGCAGCUAAAGCACUUCUUCACGCCUAACCCAGUGGUCAUCGACGGUGCCUUGCUCACAAGGCUGAUGCGGUGGGAGCGCCAUGCGCGACGCGAGCGCGUUUCGCAGGAGCAGGAAGCAAGGCGCGUGCUUCAGCGGCUCUACAUUGUAGAGACCAUACUGGUGUUGCGGGCCAUGGGUACGGCGGCGGCGAUGCAGGAGCAAGAGGCGCCAGCGACGCCGACGUUGCCAACGAGUCAGGCCCUAGGCGGCCCUGCGACGGCACCCGUCAACGACAGAGGCGGCAAGGGGAGCGUCACGGCCGCUGGCCGCCUGCUGAGCCUCGCCUCGGCCGAGGCGAUGCCGUCGCCGUCCGCGCAGCAGGACAGCAACCGCAGUCGCAGUCCGCUGGCUGCAACACGAAGCAGCGGAGACGCGAGCGAAGAGGAACACUCUGCGGCUGUCGGUGUCGUGUGUGGCGACGCCGCCGCCGCCGCCGCGGGUGCGCUGCACGUGACGACGGCGUCACAAGGUGAGGGCAAGGGCACACAAAAGGAAGGCGUGCAUGCAGCUGCUGCGCCGCUGCCAAAGCACGACACCACGGCGCGGUCGCUUGCCGGGGAUGCGUCGAAGAUGCGAAGUGGUGUGGAAGUCGACACGGUGGAGCGCAAUGCAGACGACAGCUCCUCUUCGUCGGCUUCGCCAGCGGUGCUGGUGACACCAUCGCCCCAGGCAGCUGUUGCCACGGAGGUUGGCGGCGAAGCGAAGCCGGCUACGGACCACGGCAGCGAUGUUGAUCUCGCAGAGAGCAGCAGCAACAACAGCAGCAGCAGCAGCAGUGCCUCAUCAGCGCUGUCCUUUCACCUGGAGGACAGCCAAGAAGAAGCUGCCCUGCAGCACCCCGGCCCUGGCGCUGACGGCACAGAUGGGGACCAUUACCCCGUGGUGGCGUCGGGCAGCUUAACCGCGGCCGUCCCCGCCGCUGCGUCGCCGCAAGCGGCCGAGGCGCGACCCUUGUCAAUCGACAGAGGCAAGCCCAUCACUGGCAGCGACCGUCACGGCACCCUUGACGAUGUCGACGGCGCCGCCGGCACGGUGGACGACGCACCUGUUGGCAACGCUGCCGCAAGUCCACCCUCAACGGCGAAGCACACCAGUGCAGCGCCUCACCAAUCUCCUCCGCCGGUGCCACCAUCGUCUUCCGCCGUCUCCUCCGCAUCGUCCUCACCAUCCCGCAACCUGCACGUGGCCGCAGACAUGGAAGCUGCGCGAUCGGCGGCGCCUGUGCCAGAAGGCGAGGGAGCCGUCGCUGCAUCGCACAACGCAGACGACACGGGUGCUAAGGACGUGGAAGCAGUGGCCCGUGACGCCGUCCAGAGCCCAGUCACGCCCGUCGAGGCGACAAUCAGUACGGCCUUAGCAUCGGCUGCUGCUGCAGAGGUGAUACCGGAGUCUGAGCCACCAGUGAGCGCCGGAGACGACCCGAGGCGGGCGUCGGAGGGCCCACGAUCGUGGGAAAGAGAGAAACGGCGGCAGCAGCAGAAAAUGGCCACCGCCACUACGCGCAUCGCUGUGCCAGCCUCGCCCCGCCGCGUGCGCUUCUCCCUUCAACCGGAGGUAGUGAGCGGCGACGAUGGCGCGGUCGAUGAAGUUAGCGAAGCACCAAAGCAGACGUGCUGGGAGGGGCGAGAGACGUCGCAUGCAGCCGGUGCACCGCAGGCAAUGACGCCUGAGUCUGUGAAGCGCGUCGCCUCAGGGGCGGCGGCGGCGGCAGACAAGGAUGACCUCUCUAUCGAUCUCUUGGAGAAGCUCAACGGUCUGGAUGCGCUACUCCUCUACAACUUCCCAACCUACUUCACCACCGGCACCGAUGAAGACGGCCUCCCCAGCGUCGUUAUGCGUCCCCAUCGCCACCCGCCGUCAGCCGCGCCCUCGGUGCAGCCGCUGUGGCGGCACUCACCUUUGGCGUCGACGCCGCUCGUCUCGCCUCGGCCGCUGCAGCCAUAUAGAUCGGCACCAUCGCGGCACCUCUCGGAAAGCAUGUCUCCACUAGCAGAGGGACGCGAGACACCACCGUCGCCCACAGCAAGCGCAGCAGCGGCAGACGCGUCGCCGUUCGAUGCGUACGCGAGUGCCCUUCGUGGCCACCGCCCGCCGCCGCGGCUGCCGCCAGAGAGUCUAGCUUCGCAGCUGCGCCGCAAGUACAGUCUUCCCCAGCCGGUGCAGCACCGUCGCCACGAUCACUCUGCAGAAGUCACGCUGGGCCUUCCCGCAACAGCAACACCGAGUGUAGCCGCGGCGGCCUCAGCAUCCCCGUCCGCAUCUGUGUCGGGCUCAUGGCCGUCGGCGGUGCCCGCGGCGGGACGUCCUUCCCCGCAGGAAGGCAUCGACGCCUCUCACCUUGCGGUGCGGCGUUCAGUGUGGCUCUAA